UUGAAUUUGAGAGAAAGAAAAAAAAAGGAAAAAAAAGAGACAUGGUUAAAAAGUAUAAAUUCAUCAUUGGUAAAGAAGAUUUAAGAUCAAAAUGAGUGCAGCCUAUUGGUUGGGAGCACAUGGUGCAACCUGGGAGAAUCAAGGUAGCUGAUUGGUCAUUGAAACUCCACAUCUCCAAACUCCACCAGGUGUGUGUGAUUACUGGGAGCAAGAGGGAACUUUGUUUGCAGUAAAUGUGCUUCUCCUACUGAAUUUGGUGGGUUUUGGUGUUCAAAAUACCAAAGGAGAAAGACUGUUGAAAAGCCACAAUGUUUCAUCAACUUUGAGAUGCAACUGGUUAUUAAGCUAACCUUCUGGAAUUAUCAUUGAGACAAGUACAAAAGAAGAUCUAGUCAAUGAUGAGAGAUUUUCAAUAAACUGCUUCUAUGAUGAAGAACCAGAUGGUUUGAGUUAUUCCAUGCACCUUCAGAGUUGAUUGAGGCCUUUUUCAAGUUUGGGCAGACAUUGAGGCAAAGAAAAACCCAGAUAACUUGACACUUAAUAACCAGCGCUUGUGGAUAAGAAGAUUAAAGGCUUCCGAUGGUCCAGAAAGUAAAGGUGGUGUGAAGGAAUCAACAUUGUCAAAACAAGUCAUCAGUAAAUUGAGGUGUUUAAGAAGACGUAUCUUUGUGACUUGAAACAAGAUGGCAGAAGAAGCUUUGGGGAAAACAGUGGACCAACUUAAGCGAGAGAGAACCACUGCAAAGAUGUGUGUUACAAAGCAAGCCAAUCUUCUCAUUCGAGAGUCAAGCCAAAUGAUUGAGUCUGAACUCAGGAAGGAAUUCCAGAAACUCUCUUCUAGUGCAAGAGCACUUUUUGAUGCAAAUGAUGACUAUAACAUGGGAUUGCUGGCAGAGCUGGAAGCUAAAGCAAAGAGUGAUGAGAAAGUGGAGCUUGAAAUGCAGCAGGUAGCAGAUAUUGAGAAGACUGUUAAUGAUUGUGAGACAAAGCUCGAAGAGGUGCGAAAAAUCGUCCAAAUCAACUUGUGGCAGAGGUAUGGCCAAGAGGAAUUGACUGUUGCAGUCCAGGAAGCUGAGAAAGCUUGUGAUCAUUCUGCUUCAAUACCUGUUGCUGGUGUCAAUUGUGAAGGAUAUGAAGUUCAUCUAAUUCACAUGGAAAAGCUUGUGAGUAGAGCAGUCAAAACACUAUCCAGCUGGGAGCGAUGGAUUCCUACAGGAGAGAAGAAGGACUUUGAGAGCAGAGUAAAGAGGUUAAAAGUAGAGAAUAAUGGACUUGUUUCAAGAAAUAGCGAGUUUAUUACUGCACGUAAUGCUGAAAGAAGUUCUCAAUUUGCAGGUCCUUUAGACCCAAACACGGGUCUUCAAACAGUGCCAAUUACACCAGUUGUGAGGAUAAGACCAACAAGUUUGCCUAGAUUUGGUGGUAUGAAAAGAGAUUUCUUCCGUUGGAAGAAGGACUGGGAAAGUUUGCAAAAACAAGGUGAACCAACUGGAUCAGUAGAGGUCAAGAAAAUCCAGCUCCUGGACAGUUUGGAUGAAAGAAUCGUUAAGGACCUAAGGCUGUCAAGUUACAGCAACGGAGAGGAUGUGUUUCGAGUGCUGGAAAAUCGAUUUGGCAACAAGGUAACAAUUGCCAUGGAAAUUAUUGAAGAACUGGAGAGAUUUCCGAGUGUGAAGGGCAAUCAACCCAGAAAAGUGAUAGACUUGAUCCAGACUGUAGAAAAAGCUCUAUCUGACCUGACAGAUCUGGGGAACAUUGGUGCAAUUAAGAACCCUCUUGUAAUCAAGUCUAUUGAGAGUAAACUGCCUGAAUUUGUAAAAAGAGACUGGCUUUUCUUCAUGAUUGACCCUAACAAUGGUGUGACUCCAGAAAAUCACUUUGACCUCCUGUUGGAGUUUUUAAGAAGACAGGAAGAUGUUCUUGAGAAACUUGAACAGCUCAGAGUCACAGAAAAGGUAGAUAAAUCUGAAAAUAGAUUUGAAAGGAGGUAUGCAUCUACAAAAUCCACGAAGAAAGAUUCUGAUGGUGGGUGUACUGUGUGUGGAGCUGUAAAUCAUAAGGACAAAAUUUUCUUCUGUAAAAAAUUUAAGGAGCUAAAGCUAGCUGAAAAGAAAGCUGCUCUGAAGAAGAUUGGAGCAUGUAAGAAGUGCCUUGGAUGUCAUGAAGGUAACGCAGACUGUAGAGACACAUUCUUGUGUAAAAAUAGAGAUUGCAGAAGAGAAAAUGCCCCAGAUCAUCAUUAUUUCAUCUGUCCAAGAAGAGAAUCCACCACUGGCACUGAGAAAAGGUUUUUAAAUGAUAGCAGGAAAGUAAAUAUGCUUACAGCGGAGCAGGAGGAACUUUUAGCUGAACUUUCCCCAGAGCUUGCUGAGCGGUGCAGAAAUGCCUUCACCAACAAAGCUGCAACAGUGACCCGCACGGGAAAAACCCAAGUUGGCCUUCUAGAGGAAAGUGGGGUACAAGAACUACCUGUCAUCAUGAUGCUCAUGGAAGUAACCGCCAAUGCGGGGCAGAGGGUUGGAACUUUGGUAGAUCUUGCAUCAGAUACUAACUAUAUAACCCACAAGGCUGCAGGACGCUUGAGGUUAAGGAGCGAAGAUGUCACACUGAUAGUGCAUGGAGUUGCUGGAAUGGCCAUCAAGGUGAAGACCAAGCGAUAUCUGCUUCGAGUCAGAAUAAAGACUGAAGAGGACAAAGAAAGAGCACAUGAGCUUCUUUGUUACGGCUUGGAUGAAAUUGCUAAAGUGCACAAGGUCAUAAAACCUAAGCAAUUGCAGAGAUUCUUUCCUGAAGUCAAGCUUGAAGAGUUGGUAAGACCUAAAGAGAUUGAACUUCUUAUUAGCCAUCGAGAAGGGAGAUUAGCCCCACAACGAGUGAAGGUUGUGGGGGGUCUUGUCUUAUGGGACAGUCCUUUGGGAAAAACAGUAGGUGGCGCUCAUCCAGACUUAUUUGAAGAGAUUAACCUAUCUGCAUAUGAGUCCAAAACCCAUUUUGCUCGCUCCAUGAGAACAGCCGCUGUAAAAUAUGAAGAGGAAGUGGGAGGAAUUGAAAUGCAAGAGAUGUCCAAGUCAGUCCAACUACCCCAAGAAACUGAGACUGAGAGCUGA
This is a messenger RNA of Pimephales promelas (fathead minnow), 3107 nucleotides long. The record is from RefSeq and is a predicted model, not a curated record. Lineage: Eukaryota; Metazoa; Chordata; Actinopteri; Cypriniformes; Leuciscidae.